Malassezia pachydermatis is the source of this 444-nucleotide messenger RNA. Its product is annotated as 50s ribosomal protein l13. The coding region runs from base 1 to 444 and encodes 147 amino acids. The transcript is spliced from 3 exons. Gene Ontology annotation, cellular component: ribosome; mitochondrial large ribosomal subunit. Lineage: Eukaryota; Fungi; Basidiomycota; Malasseziomycetes; Malasseziales; Malasseziaceae. The record is from RefSeq and is a predicted model, not a curated record. Gene Ontology annotation, molecular function: mRNA binding; structural constituent of ribosome. Gene Ontology annotation, biological process: negative regulation of translation; translation.
AUGUCGCAACGUGUAGGCAACACAUCCCUAGCCUUUGCUCGUGUAUGGCACCAGGUCGACGCGCGUGAGCGUGUGCUGGGCCGCCUUGCCCGCUCGAUUGCCGUGACCCUGAUGGGCAAGCACAAGCCCAUGUACGACCCAGCCGUCGAUGCCGGCGACUAUGUCGUCGUGACAAACGCCUCGCAUAUCGCCGUCACAGGAAAGAAGGCGGAACAAAAGCUGUACCGUCACCACACCAUGUACCCCGGUGGCUUGAAGGAAAUCCCGUUCAAGGACAUGCUACAGAACAAGCCGGAACAGAUCAUCCGACGUGCCGUGUCUGGUAUGCUACCAAAAAACAAGCUUCGCGAGCGUCGUCUCGAGCGCCUCAAGAUCUUCCCUGGCGAAGCACACCCCUACGAGGCCAAGUACGUAUCUUCGUCUCUGCUGACCUCAGCAUCGUGA